UUGAAAAUAGUGAAAACCCUUCAGGUUAUGAAUUUUGAUCCACAAUCGAGGAAAAGCUGGAUUGUAAUAGAAAUAAGGUGAUAUGGAAAUUAUUUUGCGCUCAAUUAUAUUCGUGGUGUAUUCGAACUGUGUGAAAAUGAACAAAAUCAAAGUUUGAAGUUUACAGUUCAUACUUCAGAGUUCGAAGUUCAAAGUUUGGGGUUAAAAGCUCAAGAUUCAAGGGCGAAGUUCCAAGUUUAGCGUUCAAAACUUCCGACUAGAAGUUCAAGAUUUAAUGUUACAAUUCCACAUUUCAAAUAUCACAUUUGAAGUUUCAAGUUUCAAAUUGCUAUAUUACAACUAACUAGACAAUUUGUAGCAAGAGAAAAACAUGGAUUCCGGCGUGAAGCCCCAUAUCUGUGCCUUAAAAAAUAGUGACAAAUACUACAUGUUCGGCUCAGAUGAGGACAUCACGUGUAAAAAUAUAUGGAUAAACAUGUUCCAAAUCAAUGGGAAAACACCGAGGGCGAAAAUAUUUUUCGACAGUAUGGCGCAUGUGUGUGCCGAGAGAAGAAGGCACGCUCUGAUACAUUGGUGGAUUAUUCAUCCUUGCAGCAGUUGGAGAUUUCUAUGGGACUUGGUAAUGACAGUGGUAUAUAUGGUCGGCUUUCUGACGAUCCCAUUUUCCGUCAGUUUUAUUGUCAUGAGUCAUGAUAGAAUUCGAAUGGAUAAAUUCAAUUUCUUAAUCUACGCUUUCUGCUGGAUGGAUAUAGUAUGCAAUUGCUUCACUGGAUAUUACGACAAGAAACUCAUGCAAGUGGAAUUGGCUCCCUUCAAGAUAUUCAUGAACUAUUUAAAAACCUUCCUUAUAUUGGAUAUCCUUUCCUCAUUGCCAUGGGAUCACAUAACUUUGCCAUGGCGAAGUCUUCCUGGAAGAGAAUCUAAUCAUUUAGUUUCUCUGCUCAAUCUCUUACCUUGUUUGAAGCUAUCGCGUUAUGGCUACGUUAAUAUGCGAAUCUCCGAGCUUUUUAGCCAUUUCGAAGUGAUGCACUUUUAUUAUGAACUACUUUCCACCUUCAUGCUGGGAUUUUACAUAAUGUACUGGUCUUCGUGUCUAUAUUACUUGAUACCAGUGUUAGUUUUGCACUUCAGUAACUCUUUACCGGAAGAAUGUCCUGAAUGUUGGGUGACAGGGUUAGACAGCAGCAGCAUACCUUCCAGGUUUCAAUCCACACUCUUUAUCGUCGUGGAGAAAUUAGCAGCGAGUGGUUACGGUGGCUACGUGCCAAGAACAAACGGUCACAUUGUACUGAGCUUUCUUCUUAUACUCAUUGGUAAAGUGCUCGAAUGUUACAUUGCAGUGAUGCUGAUUCAAAUAAAAGCAGGAAAACAAGCAUCGAAAUCGAAAUUUCAAGAAAUAAUAAAUCAGUUAUGCGCUUACACGAGUCAAAAACAAUUACCAAAACACAUGAAGAUUCGUCUUCUGGCUUAUUACUAUUAUCGUUUCAGGAAUAGUUACUUUCGCGAAAAGUCUAUCUUAUCUAAUUUAUCAGAACAAUUACGUCAAGAGAUUGCACUCCAAGCGAGUCAUCGUUUAGUUGAAAAUGUAGCAAUAUUCAAGGACUUACCCAAAUACGUUUUACGAUCCAUCAUAAAGAAUUUGAAAUUCGAGCUUUAUCUACCGAACGACGUAAUUAUCAAAGCAGGAGCUUAUGGCGAUUGUAUGUUCUUUUUAUCUGCUGGAACUGUCGCUGUACUAACACCCACUGGGAAAGAGAUCUGUCAUCUGGACGACGGAGCCCAUUUUGGAGAAGUAGCGCUUCUAGUUGGUGAACAAAGAAGAGUCGCAAGCGUGAUUGCGAUUGAAGUGUGCGAGGUGUACCGUUUGGAUCGCAAAGAUUUUCGAAAGUGUAUCUCCGUGCACACAGAAUUAUUCGCGAAAAUCGAGAGACUCGCGACCGAGAGGAUCGAGAGAGCUAUGAUCAUUGAAGAACACCAUAAACGUCAUCUUAAGCGUAGUUCUGCUCAAGCUGAUCAUAGAAAAAAUUUAGGACGUUUCUAA
Bombus pascuorum is the source of this 2041-nucleotide messenger RNA. Its product is annotated as potassium/sodium hyperpolarization-activated cyclic nucleotide-gated channel 1-like. The record is from RefSeq and is a predicted model, not a curated record. Bases 371 to 2041 code for a protein of 556 amino acids. NCBI's taxonomy places the organism in Eukaryota, Metazoa, Arthropoda, Insecta, Hymenoptera, Apidae. The transcript has 8 exons.